Melanaphis sacchari is the source of this 1031-nucleotide messenger RNA. RefSeq lists its product as uncharacterized. The transcript has 4 exons. The record is from RefSeq and is a predicted model, not a curated record. The coding region runs from base 299 to 949 and encodes 216 amino acids. Lineage: Eukaryota; Metazoa; Arthropoda; Insecta; Hemiptera; Aphididae.
AACAAGUAAUGAUAACAAUUUUGUGAUGAUAAUAAUUCUGCGAAAACAUUGCGUACGCCCGUUUCGUGAUAAGGAUUCAAAUUACGAACGUUUAUUUUAUCUUUGUUGUUGUUAUUACUUAUUACUAAUGUCAGUUGUUUAUUGUUUAAUAUUCUUGUAUUUUAUACUUCUACUUACUAAGUUACGAGCACCGAGCUACGGCCAAAAAUAAAAAGUAAAAGUUACAACUGAUAAGUAACCGACGUUACGUCUGUUAUUCGAGUUCUGGUGACAGUAGUGACUCGUCGAACUAUUUAAAAUGGAUAAUAAAGCUGUACACCCAUCAAUGGUCACUGAUAAACCACAAAAUGAAGGGCUAGAUUCCAACUUUCAUCCAUUAUCUGAUCAUAUGAAUAUUAGUGUAGCGUUUAAGGAAAUAGUGUCCAAGGAUCCUCCCAGAUAUACAAAAUUUCUUGAAGCUAUAAACAAGACAUUUGAAGAAAUUAGUGAUUGUAUUGGUCCAGAAGAGUUCAAAAACAUAAUGGGUGAUAUAUCGUUUUUAAAAAGUAAAAGGAAUGUGACAAAUUUGUUGACUACAUUAAAAACUCAGAUCAAUAACCUGAUGAGCAAGCAUUUUGAACAAAUUAUCGAGGAAGAAAAUCUAUCUGAACUGUUUACUAAAAAAAAUUCAUUAAAUGAAGAAGAAGCAAAAAAAUAUUACAUAGAUAACGAUUCUAUGGAAAUAAUAGAAUUAGAAGAGUCUUUACAUCAACUUGAUGUACAAAUUAUGGGUUUAGAAGAAACUAAUGAAGUAUUGUUUAAUCAAGCAACGUUUAAUAAACAGCGGUUUGACCAACUAUCGGAGAGGAUAACAGCGUUAAUAGACGAAUGUCAGACUAAAUACACUGAAUGUGUACGACAAACGGAAUUAAUAAGAAAAGAUUUCCCCAACAUAUUGAAAGAUCUUUGAAUAAUGAAUUGUAUAUAUUUUAAAUUUAUGAUCUAACACCAAUAUUUAAGAAAUGUCAAGUUUUCAACUGAUAAUUUAUACU